Molecule: messenger RNA, 2102 nt
Organism: Gaeumannomyces tritici R3-111a-1
Lineage: Eukaryota; Fungi; Ascomycota; Sordariomycetes; Magnaporthales; Magnaporthaceae
Exons: 1
Coding region: 66-1385 (439 amino acids)
Source: RefSeq, a predicted model, not a curated record
AGCGGACAUCGAUCCGUGAGUGUAUUGCUUAACCAACCCCAUACCCGCCGUCUUUCAAAGCGCCCAUGGCCUGGGAUUCCAAAACAAGGAACCGCGGGAGCAGCAGCGCCUCGGGCGCCGCCCGGGGGGUCCUCCCCCUGCACCCCAAACAGGCCAAACAAGCCACAAUCCAGCCCAAUUCCGCUCACGUGGCCGACCCCUUUCUGGAGGACUUCCUCGAUCCGUCGUCCUUCGACCCCGUGGCCUAUCUCAACUCGGUGCUGCCCCCGCUGCAGCCCAGCACCGGCAGCAGCGGCGGCAGCGGCGGACGCUCCUCAGCGACGGGCCGCGGCGGGGGGAGCCAGCAGCAGCAGCCGGUCACGCUGGCCGAGCUGUCGGCCCAGGCCCAGACCCAGGUGUCGCAGCUCAACGCGCACACCACCAGGCUAGCCAACACGCUCACCCAACUGACUGACGAGAUACUGCGUAGCGGCAGCCGCCUCGCCUACGAGGUCGAGCUCCUGCGCGGCGAGACCCUCGGCCUCGCCGAGACCCUGGCUGAGGGCCUGCAGGACGACAUUGCCAAGUUCGUUCCGGGAGGCAUCGCGGCCCAUCAGCAGCAGCAGCAGCAGCAGCAGCAGCAACAACAGCAGGCCCGCCCCAAGUCUUCAGGAGGCGUUUCUGCCGGUGCGGAGCCUCAGCCUUCCGAGGGCCCACCGGGAACACCGGCUACAGCGACGGCAGGCGACGCGACGGCGACAGCAACAGCCGCGCCGGACGCCGGCCCGCAGCGGCCGCCGGAGCCGCCCUACAUCGCGCGGCUGCGCACGCUGACGUUGGUGCGCGCGCGCCUCGACUCGGUCAUCAAGACGUUCGGCGAGGCCAUGGAGUUCGUGUUCCCGCCGUCAGAGGUCUCGGUCAGCUCCUCGUUCCUGUCCGUCUCAGCCCCGGACCCGGGCAAGGAGGCCCACAGCACUGAGGAGAAGGGCCAGCAGGUGCUCAAGAGGCUCCGCGACGAGAUCUCGUCCCUGCUCGCGACUUCCGACGGCCAGGGGCACGCCGGCGGCGCGGACCCCACCAAGGGCAUCGAGGACGCCGCCCGCCGCAUAGAGGAGCUCAAGGAGCUCAACAAGGUGUGGCGGGGCACCGCCGAGGAGAAGGGCCGCGCCAAGUUCAUCGAGGGUCUCGCCAAGCUCGUCGAGGACAGGCAUCGGGACCUCCUCCGAGAGAUGGACGCGGCCAAGCGGGACGGCGCCGCGUCGUCUUCGGCCGCGGACGGCUCUGCUUCUGGGGCCCUCAAGAAGUCUCAAGCCGCUGGCGGCGAUCCCUCGCCGGCCGAGUCCAGAGGCUACGGUGGCGGCUAUGGGUUUAUAAGCCAGUUACAGAAGAUACGGAGUGGGCUCUGAGAGGGGGGGCUAUUAUCGAUUGCGAAUUUAUUGUUCAAUAUCCUUCAUCAAAUACCAUGAUCUUGGCGUGGCACUGCAAGUCCUCAUAAUGGCUACCAAGUUCAUCAAGAGCCGCCCUUGAUAUCUUACGUCCAUUACCUUCACUCUGGGGGCAGCCAUGACAGGUAGCCAGAUGUGGCAUAGUGACCGUCUUAGGCUGAUGCAGGGUGAAAAAGCAACUAUCUGGGAUGUAGAUGACAGCUGCCAAUUACCUAACGUAUUUGUUACAUGGACCAAUGGGAAGGCCACGGCAUUCCAAGCCGCAUCAUCUAUCACUACUGUCCAAUAAUUUGCACUGAUGGGUUGUCGUCAAGAGUCUUGUGGGCACAUUUCGCCUGUCAAAGAGUUAUCUUCUGCCCCUAUAUAGAAGCUGAUCUAGUCGGGCGGAUUUUAUAGCUCGCUCACACUCUGGCAAGUUGCCUACCUGUUUAUUUUUCCUCCUUUACUUUGUGCAACCCGGUGCGGAAUACUUGCAGAUUGCACAGACCAUAUGUGACGGAACAUGGAUGAGAUAUAUCCAGACCGCAAACGUCUGAUCAUGGUGCGAUACCUCUUGGUAAUUAGUGGCAGCCCGGCCAAUGCUGGGUGAUGUGUCUAUGGGUAGAUUUAUGCGUCGUUGAUAGGAGAAUAAAAUGUGCAAAAUCAGUUUACCGCCCUGCAAGGUUUUUUUUUUUUUUU